Messenger RNA from Closterium sp. NIES-65, 1011 nucleotides. Lineage: Eukaryota; Viridiplantae; Streptophyta; Zygnematophyceae; Desmidiales; Closteriaceae. The record is from the annotation of a GenBank genome assembly.
AUGAGUACAAUAGUUCAGCAUAUCCAGCAAAAGCAAUGGACAAUGUCCUCCAUCCUCGCCCCUCGCGCGAAGCGUGCAGCCAUGGCGCUGUCACAGAGGGAGGCGGAUAUUCAGAUGAUGCUCGCGGCGAAGGUGCACCUGGGCACCAAGAACUGCAACUACCAGAUGGAGCGCUACGUCUGGAAGCGCGGCGCGGACGGUGUGUUCAUCAUCAACCUCGCCAAGACGUGGGACAAGCUGCAGAUGGCGGCGCGCGUGAUCGUCGCGAUCGAGAACCCGCAGGACAUUUGCGUGCAGUCCGCGCGGCCGUACGGGCAGCGCGCGGUGCUCAAGUUCGCGCAGUACACGGGCGCCAACGCCAUCGCGGGCCGCCACACGCCCGGAACCUUCACCAACCAGCUGCAGAACAACUUCAGCGAGCCGCGCCUGCUCGUCCUCACCGACCCGCGCGUUGACCACCAGCCCACGGCUGAGGCGGCGCUGACCAACAUCCCCACUAUUGCGUUCUGCGAUACGGACAGCCCGAUGCGGUACGUGGACCUGGGCAUCCCCGCCAACAACCGCGCGAAGCACUCCAUCGGGUGCCUCUACUGGCUGCUGGCGCGCAUGGUGCUGCAGAUGCGCGGCUCCAUCCUCCCCAGCCAGCCCUGGGACGUCAUGGUCGACCUUUUCUUCUACCGCGACCCCGAGGAGACCAAGGAGGAGCAGCCCGAGGAGGGCGCUGCGGCGGAGUUCGGAGCGGUUGAGUUUGGUGCUGUGCCCCAGAUCGCCGAGGGGCAAUGGGAUGCUGCCGCUCCCACCGCUGACUGGGACGCUGCUGCUGCCGCCCCUGGUGGUGCUGUGCCGGCUGUUGCUGGUGGCUGGGAUGCUGCUGCCCCCCCUGCUGCGGGCGCUCCCCCUGCUGCCGUGUCAUCAGGCUGGGAUGCCGCCGCUGCCCCCGUGCCUGGUGUGCCCGGGGCUGGCUGGGACGCUGCUGCCCCUGGAGGCUGGGAGGCUGCCCCUCCCCAGUAA